AUGAUACCCUUCUGGAAUGUGACCCGCCUCGCCUUCUGCUGCUACAAUUCCAUUCGUUGGUUCAAGAAAUGUUCAGGCGCGCCGUCAAUAAGUGGAUCAAAGUUCUUCCGCACGAUCCCUCACCUCAAGUCAUCCAAGGCUCCAGCUUUCAAACAGACAUCAAACACCAUCAACAUGUCUCUCCAAGACCUACCCAUCGAACUGCUGCAGUACAUAUGCACAUUUCUCCGCCCUUCCACCAAUCUCCAAUCCUUCAGCCUCGUCAGUCAAAAAUGCCGUUCAGCUGCCAUCUCUGUUCUGUUCCGCACCAUCCAAUUCGAGACAAGGAUGUCCAAUGAUGCAUUCCAGCAAAAGGUCAAAUCUCUCACGAGCACCCUUGCCAGUGUCGGCAUGAAGUACGUCCACGAAUUGGAAAUCACAUACCACAGGGAGAAACAUGUGGAUUUCCUGAAUUAUAGAGAUGAGUCUCUUUCUGAUGAAUGGACGGAGCUGGAAUCGUACGGUAGCAUGAGGCCAAUCUGGUACGACGAGGGAAAUGGUCCAUUCCCGAUUCAAGAUCUUGAUUGGCAUUCGUUCGCCCGUUUGCUUGAGCAGCUACCAGCUCUCUCCGACGUUACCUGGGCACAUUCAGCGCAUAUUCCAGCGUGUUUGCUGAAAGCUCUGCGCUCGGAUUGUAGACUUCAUCUGAGAAUAUUUUGUUUCGGAAAAGAUGUCGCAGCUGCACACCAAUACUGCCUGGAUGUAGCGCCGCUACUCUCUAGUGUUUGCGUGCAGGUUUCUUCGACGACGUGGAACAUUACUCCCGUUACUGAGUCGGUGAAGCUCUUUCUGGAAAUGGUCGUGAGAACAGCGUUGAGAUUGCGGGAAGUACGGACCUGCUACAGCCCAGGAUGGGAUCGUCCACAACAGGCGCGAGAUGCUGAGCUUGAGAGGGAGAUGCGAGCUCUGGUACGACUCCAGACACCACAGGUCGAACUGCAGACACCACAGAUCGAGCACAGACUCCAAAGACUACUGCGUUUGGACAUAGGAGGGCCGUCGAGCGUGGAUGCAGAACAUGUUCAGAAAUGGUCUCAAUUUGUAGACUUCUCGAGUUUGCAAACACUCCGCCUUUCAAUGCCAGCCGAGGAUACAUUAAGAUGGCUAACGACUUGCCAACUAACGAGUCUUCAAACUCUGAUGCUGGAUACCUAUCUGUUUCCUUCGCCGGUGGAGGGCUAUCACGAAGCCUUGGAUGCUUUCAUAGCAUCGGUACCUCCACUCCAAGCUCUAGGACUGGAAGGCCAAAUCACCUCCAGUAAUGUCGAAACGAGUAUAAGAGCUCACGGUCCCUCUCUCAAAACAUUCUGGACUCUGCCUGAUUACUACUACAGCUCACUGAUUUUUUCCGCUUCCUCUCUCCAAGCCCUCCGUUUCCACUGCCCCAACCUCGAGGACCUCCGCCUCACAAUCCGCCGAAGCAAAGGCGGCAGGACAGAAACUUCCCUCUACAAGAUCCUCAGCACGUUCCCUCGCCUGAGAACCCUUUUCCUUACCCUCGACUGUUCCAAUCCCGACCUCCUAAUACCUCCUCCCGAGGACCAGAUCGAGGAAGAAGAACCUCUUAUGUUUAAUGAAAAUCUCGCAAUAGAAGGGAUUUACCCUCCCGGGGCUACAGGUGCAUACCCGCUUGCCAAUCGACCUACAAAGGAAGAUGUCMGGGAUGCUCUCAUAAACGCCGCUUUUGACUCCAACCUCGCCCUUCAAAUCCACAGUCUGAUCUCCCCAACUGCCUCCGCUCCUGUGAAGAAUCUUAUACUUCAUCCCAUCGGUGGCGGGACCUUUCAUGAUCACUGCACUCUUCCAGGUCUUCCGGAAUGCUUCUCUCUGUUGGAGAGAAACUGGAAAGUCACUCGCAUAGGGCAGAAGGUGGAUAUUGAAGAAGUCCCGGGUGCAAGAGACGAUGGACCUUGGAGAAAGGACAUGCGACUUCAGAAGGCUUUGAGAGAGAUUUUUGAGGGGUUGUGGCCGGUAGAGGGGAAGGGUGAUUGGAGAGGAGCUUGGAGGAGUUUCCCGCUUUCUGUUGAUGGCGAGGAAGAAGCAGGGGCAUGA
Messenger RNA from Ramularia collo-cygni, 2091 nucleotides. RefSeq lists its product as uncharacterized. Gene Ontology annotation, molecular function: protein binding. The transcript has a single exon. NCBI's taxonomy places the organism in Eukaryota, Fungi, Ascomycota, Dothideomycetes, Mycosphaerellales, Mycosphaerellaceae. Bases 1 to 2091 code for a protein of 696 amino acids. The record is from RefSeq and is a predicted model, not a curated record.